Messenger RNA from Octopus bimaculoides (California two-spot octopus), 3144 nucleotides. Its product is annotated as 116 kDa U5 small nuclear ribonucleoprotein component. NCBI's taxonomy places the organism in Eukaryota, Metazoa, Mollusca, Cephalopoda, Octopoda, Octopodidae. Gene Ontology annotation, molecular function: GTPase activity; U5 snRNA binding; GTP binding. The record is from RefSeq and is a predicted model, not a curated record. Gene Ontology annotation, cellular component: cytosol; U2-type catalytic step 2 spliceosome; U4/U6 x U5 tri-snRNP complex. Gene Ontology annotation, biological process: mRNA splicing, via spliceosome.
UUCUUUUAACUCUUUUAAAAAAUUUUUUUUUCCAGAACUUCAUCAGGCAUGGAUGCUGAUCUGUAUGAUGAGUUUGGGAAUUAUGUCGGACCUGAUCUUGAAAGUGAUGGAGAGGAAGAUGAGGAAGAAGACGAAGAUUUAGAUGACCUGGAUGCAGAUAAUGAUGAGGAUGUUGAUCAUGAUGAUAUUGAUGAGCACCCAGACAUGCAAGUUGUCUUGCAUGAAGAGAAGAAAUAUUAUCCAACAGCAGAGGAAGUUUAUGGGCCAGAAGUGGAGACUAUAGUACAAGAAGAGGACACACAGCCACUAACAGAACCAAUCAUUGCUCCUAUCAAAAGGAAGAAAUUUUCUGUAGCAGAACAGGACUUUGUUGAGACAGUUUACAAUAUGGAAUUUUUGGCUGAUCUGAUGGACACGCCCGACCUGAUAAGGAACGUGACUCUCUGUGGACAUCUACACCAUGGCAAGACUUCCUUCAUCGAUUGUUUAAUGGAACAGACACAUCCUGGCCUCCAACGAGUUGACGAUAACGAUCUUCGUUACACAGACACAUUGCUGACUGAAAUUGAGAGAGGGGUCAGCAUCAAAAGCACACCGGUCACUCUUGUGAUGCAGGACACCAGGAACAAAUCCUAUUUGCUAAAUGUCUUUGAUACCCCAGGUCAUGUGAACUUUUCCGAUGAGUUAGACAUUCCAGUUUGGGUUUAUAACACGUCUGUGUGUCCCACUGUGACUCCUUGGGCAAAUUUUUUCUUGGUAAAUAUCGCAGUAUUGCGUGUUCCAACGCAACAUCCACUUUUGGUGAAUGUUUUACCUUUUAUGUUGCAGGUGAUGCUUAAUACAGAGAGACUCAUCAAGCAUGCUGUACAAGAACGACUCUCUGUCUGUGUUUGUAUCAACAAAAUUGAUCGACUGAUGCAGGAAUUGAAACUACCACCCACAGAUGCCUAUUAUAAACUGCGUCACAUUUUGGAGGAAGUGAACACAAUUAUAAGUAUGUACACAGACGACCAGGAAAAUCACAUGGUGUCUCCAAUUCUUGGUAACGUGUGCUUCGCCAGUUCCUAUUACAGAUAUUGUUUCACACUGAAGUCCUUUGCAAAGAUCUAUGCUGAUACAUAUGGUGGCAUCAACAUCAAAGAAUUUGCUCGGCGUCUUUGGGGUGACAUUUAUUUCAACAGCAAAACUCGACGCUUCACCAAGAAACCCCCCCACAGUACAUCCCAAAGAAGUUUUGUGGAAUUCAUCCUGGAACCAAUGUACAAGAUAUUUGCUCAGAUUGUCGGUGAUGUUGACGAGAAUCUUCCCAGUGUCUGCGAGGAACUCGGUAUCAGCCUAACAAAGGAGGAGCGAAAGAUCAACGUCCGUCCCCUGCUGAGAGUGGUGAUGAAGCGUUUCUUUGGAGAAUUUAUUGGUUUCACAGAUAUGUGUGUAGAACACAUCCCAUCACCCGCUGCCAAUGCUCACACCAAAGUGGAGCAUAUGUACACGGGGCCGAUGGACUCAGAGCUGGCUGAAUCAAUGGUACAGUGUGACUCCCAGGNNCCACUGAUGAUACACACAACCAAACUCUACCCAACGCCACCCGAUGCCACCAGCUUCCAUGUCCUGGGACGUAUCAUGAGCGGAAUGCUGCAUGCCAACCAAGAAGUGCGAAUCCUAGGUGAAAACUACUCCUUGCAGGAUGAAGAGGAUUCUCGCCCGGGAAUGGUUGGGCGAUUGUGGAUUGCCGAGGCAAGGUACAAGAUAGAAGUGAACCGGGUCCCUGCCGGUAACUGGAUCCUCAUUGAAGGCAUUGACCAGUCCAUUGUGAAGACGUCCACGAUUACUGAUGUGGCUGGACCAGAUGAUGUGUAUAUAUUCCGGCCCAUCAAAUUCAACACUAGCUCCGUUAUCAAGAUUGCCGUUGAACCUGUCAACCCUUCAGAAUUACCCAAAAUGUUGGACGGUUUGCGUAAGGUCAAUAAGAGUUAUCCUCUCCUGAACACUAAGGUUGAAGAAUCUGGAGAGCAUAUCAUCCUUGGCACUGGUGAACUCUACCUUGACUGUGUCAUGCAUGACUUGAGAAAGAUGUAUUCGGAGAUCGAUAUAAAAGUAGCUGACCCCGUUGUGUCAUUCUGUGAAACUGUUGUGGAAACCUCUUCGUUGAAGUGUUUCGCUGAAACCCCAAAUAAAAAGAACAAGAUCACAAUGAUUGCUGAACCAUUGGAGAAGGGACUUGCUGAAGACAUUGAGAACGAGGUCGUCCAAAUCAGUUGGCCCCGUAAGAGACUCGGUGAAUUCUUUCAGACCAAAUACGACUGGGAUUUGCUGGCCGCUCGAUCCAUCUGGGCGUUUGGCCCCGAUGCUACUGGGCCCAACAUCCUUGUUGAUGACACACUGCCCUCUGAGGUUGAUAAAAACCUUUUGGUGUCUGUGAAAGAUAGCAUCGUACAAGGUUUCCAGUGGGCUACAAGGGAAGGUCCCUUGUGUGAUGAACCUAUCCGAAAUGUGAAAUUCAAGAUCCUCGAUGCCGUCAUUGCUGGGGAACCCAUCCACCGUGGUGGUGGACAAAUUAUUCCAACCGCUCGAAGAGUUGCCUAUUCGGCCUUUUUGAUGGCUACACCACGUAUGAUGGAACCCUAUUUCUUUGUAGAGGUCAUGGCUCCUGCUGAUUGUGUCUCUGCAGUCUACACUGUACUGGCACGAAGAAGAGGUCAUGUGACUCAGGAUGCCCCUGUACCAGGUUCGCCACUUUACACCAUCAAGGCCUUCAUUCCAGCAAUUGACUCCUUUGGUUUUGAGACUGAUCUCAGAACACACACGCAGGGACAAGCCUUCUGUCUUUCUGUCUUCCAUCAUUGGCAGAUUGUUCCCGGUGAUCCCUUGGAUAAAAGUAUUAUAAUCCGACCCCUUGAACCGCAGCCUGCUACGCAUUUAGCUCGGGAGUUCAUGAUUAAGACACGUCGACGAAAGGUACGAAUUAAAAGAGAUUUUUCUAAAUCAACUUUUGUGGCCGGAACCUUGGGAAGGUGGCUGUGGGGUAAGAUGCUUGCUUCCCAGUCACAUGGUUUCGGGAUCCAUCCCACUAUGGGACAUCUUGGGCAAGUGUCUUCUGUUAUGGUCACAGCCCCAAUCAAUGCCUUGUAAGUUAAAUUGGUAGGC